GCCGCUUUUUACUCGGGCGUGAGCGACUCCCCUUCCGCGCUGGGCGGCGGUGGCGGCGGCGGUGCCAGCAGCGGCCUUAUUCCCCUCCCCCAUUCCCCUCCAGUUGGACCCCAGCGGUGCAGUGCCCUGAGCCUGGGCCCUCUCCGCGAUGCCCCCCAAGAAACAGGCUCCGGCUGGGGGCAACAAAAAGGCGGAGCAGAAAAAGAAGGAGAAAAUCAUUGAGGACAAAACUUUUGGUUUGAAGAAUAAGAAAGGGGCAAAGCAACAGAAGUUCAUCAAGGCUGUGACUCAUCAAGUUAAAUUUGGUCAACAAAAUCCACGACAGGCUGCACAAAAUGAAGGUGAUAAAAAAUUGAAGAAAGAUGACAAGAAGAAGGAACUUCAGGAGCUAAAUGAACUAUUCAAACCAGUAGUUGCUGCUCAGAAAAUAAGUAAAGGUGCAGAUCCCAAAUCCGUAGUAUGUGCAUUCUUCAAGCAAGGGCAAUGUACUAAAGGAGAUAAAUGUAAGUUCUCCCAUGAUUUAUCUCUGGAAAGAAAAUGUGAAAAACGAAGUGUUUAUAUAGAUGCAAGAGAUGAAGAACUUGAAAAGGAUACGAUGGAUAAUUGGGAUGAGAAAAAGCUGGAAGAAGUGGUGAACAAGAAGCAUGGUGAGGCGGAAAAGAAAAAACCAAAAACUCAAAUAGUGUGCAAACAUUUUCUUGAUGCUAUUGAAAACAACAAAUAUGGCUGGUUUUGGGUUUGCCCUGGAGGUGGUGAUAAUUGUAUGUACCGUCAUGCUCUUCCUCCUGGUUUUGUAUUAAAAAAAGACAAAAAGAAAGAAGAAAAAGAAGAUGAAAUUUCAUUAGAAGAUCUAAUAGAAAGAGAGCGUUCUGCUUUAGGACCAAAUGUUACCAAAAUCACUUUAGAGUCUUUUCUUGCAUGGAAGAAAAGGAAAAGACAAGAAAAAAUCGAUAAGCUUGAGCAGGAUAUGGAAAGAAGAAAAGCAGACUUUAAGGCAGGAAAAGCACUAGUGAUCAGUGGCCGUGAAGUAUUUGAAUUUCGUCCUGAGCUGGUUGAUGAUGAUGAUGAAGAAGCAGAUGAUACCCGAUAUACUCAAGGGACAGGUGGUGACGAGGUUGAAGAUCUAGUAAGAAUAAAUGAUAUCGAUUUGAGCCAGUAUAUCCCAAAGGACGUGGAUGAGACUGGAAUUACUGUAGCUAGUCUUGAAAGAUUCAGUACAUAUACUUCAAUAGAGAAAGAUGAUAAUAAAUUGAGUGAAGCUUCAGGAGGUGGGGCAGAAAAUGGAGAACAAAGUGAUUUGGAAGAAAAUAAUGAAGAACAAGAGGAAAAUGGAGUUAUUGGUGCUGUUCCUGUUGAUGAAAACCUUUUUACAGGAGAGGAUUUGGAUGAAUUAGAAGAAGAACUAAACACACUUGAUUUAGAGGAAUGACAACAAGCAAGUCAGAUGAAAAAAAUUGUCAACUCAACAUAAAUUGAAAUUGACUACAUUAAUUUUUUUUCUCCUGUAUAGAAUUCUUAAACAGGAUGUUUAUGGUUUCUUACACUGGUUUUGGGAGGGAACCCUUUCCUCCAACCAAAAAAAGGAAUAUUCACCCUUAUCACCUCUAUUCUGACCUUCACUACACCUCAUAGUAAGUUCAGAAUAGGUCAUAAAUAAUCAGAAAUAUAAUGGUCAUUGCAGAAAAGAUUUUGUAAAUAAUUGAAGUAGGAAGUAUAACUGCUUUUUUCCAACUUGUGAGUUUCAUUGGGCAUGUGUUAUUACCAAGUACAACAUACAUAUUGAAAAUAUCCCUCAUUUAAGAUGCAUCUUUUUAAUGAGUGAUUUGAUUUCCUUUGUAUUUAUAUAUUAAAAAAAAAAAAGACUGCCUAAAAUAAGAGCACUGUACUUCAUAGAUUACUUAUGCAGAUUCAGUGUUGGGUUUCUUUGGAUAAUUAAUCAGAUGGACAUUAAAGAUGCAGGUUCUUUAAACUGACAGCAUCGUCUGGAAUGCCCUCUGUAAACCGUUUUAAAUUUUCCCUUUGCCUUUUUUGCCAACAAAGUUGUAAAUAAAGACCAUCAAACAUUUAAAUCACAACAUGGGCUUUUUAUUUUUUAUGAUUUUAUAAUUUUUUAUAUAUUUCAUAAAGUAUGUUGGCCACCCUGUAUUUGUAUGAAGAUUUUUGUUUCGUUUCCAUUUUGGAAACGAAAUUUCUUCUAAAUAGAUUGUCAGUAAUUAGUAGUUCACCUCAACAAACAUGGACCCUCAGGACUAUUCUGUUUAUCUGUUAUGCAGGUUUAAACAUGUGUCUGUUCUACUAAAUAAUCCAUUAACAUUAGUAACAAUAGCCUCCAAGGUAUCCUUAUUCCCUAACCUCAAGUGAAAGUGAUACUAUAUACAAGUGAUCUCUUAAACUGUUUAAAAACUUUAAACUUCAAUUCUCAUUACUACCAGUUUAUGUCUUAGUUAAGUCUUAUAGUAGUACACAAUCAGAAAACUUAAGGUUAUUUGCUAAGUAAUGUUGAAGCUCACGAUAAUUCAUUUUGGUAAUCUGUUCUCACCUUUGGCUUCAAAAAUUAGCAUGUCAAAAAUAAAGCCACUAAUUUUUUUCUUUUAAAAGAGACCGUGGGGACAGCUAGGUGGCACAGUGAUUAAAGUACCAGGCCUGAAUUCAGGAGGACCUGAGUUCAAAGCCAACCUCAGACACUUGACACUUACUAGCUAUGUGACCCUGGGCAAGUCACUUAACCUUCAUUGCCCCACAAAAAAAGUAGACUAUGACCUUUGACACUCCAAAGGUACAUGAUCUAAUUAUGCCUGACAGAUACCUAAACCAUAAAACUUAUAACUAGAUACCUAAUUAACAAAUGAAAUAAUAAAAAAGCUGGUUAUAUCCACAAUGUCAUAAGAGAAUUUGGGGCUGGGGCAAAAUGAUGAUAGCUGUCUUCUUUUAAAAAGGUGGUGGUAGUUAGGAAGCAGCUUAGUUCCUUGAAAACACCCUGGGAAUUAGCCUGGUGGUCAGAACAGGAGCUCGGGAGUCCUAGAGCAUCAUCUCUAGAAGGUUUUAAUCUCAUGGAACUAAAGCCAGACUCUUGGGCAAGAGGGAAAUGUAAAACCAUCAUUGGUGUUUCUCAGUGAGUGGUUUUAAUAAACAUAAACAUGGUGAUACAGACAGCCUUAUUACAGCAUGUUUAUCCAAAUAAUAUUUACCUAUUUCUAACUUAAGUCUCAUAAAUUUUAAAUGUUCAGAAGUGAGACAAUACUUAAGAUGUAGCUAACUAGCUGUAUCAAAUUAUUAUUAAUGAUUUGGAGUGAGUGUAGUAUAGUGAGGAUAGCACUGGCCCUAUAAUCAGAGAGGAUGUAGGUUCAAAUCCUACUUUUGACACGUACCUGUGUGACCAUGAUCAAGUCACUUAGUUUCCCAGGUGCUCAUUUUUCUCAUCUGUGAAAGAGUUGGGAUUGCACGGCCUCUGAAGACCCUUCCCCUCUAAAUCUGUGAUCCUGUGAAUUAUAGCAUCUAGGUUAUAAUGUCUGCUUUGACACUAAUUAGCCAUGCAAUCUUAAGCAGAUCGCUUCAUUUUCCAAGUUUGUUUUCUUUUAAACAUAGGGGAUGCACUAGAUUAAUCUCUAAGGUCCUUUGCACCACUGAAAGAUUCCUAGUUGGUAAAGAUGUUCAUCACCCAAAAGUUGCUUCUAGCUAAAAAAGUGCUGUAAUUGGAAUUUGUCAAACCUUGUGACAGCAUGAACCACGCUUAUAAGGACUGAAUUUAUUUAUUCACACCAUAAUGAAAAAGCAUACUUAACUAAAAUUCUUUAUGUGGUAAAGCAGUUUCUAAGAUUUAUGUGUAGAAGUUAUGCCUUAACUUUUCCUCAUCCCGGACCCUGAUAACUUUUUGAAAAUGUUUAUUACCAACUCAUUAUUAAAUAACAUUGAAUUGUUAACAAUUUUCAAAACUAUUUAAGAACCUGAUCAUUGGGGGUGAGGCGAGGUAAGUGAUAUAUUCUCCCUCCUUUGUCCUCAUUUUGUAAAUUGAGUAAAGAUCUUUCACAUAAAUCAAAAGAAAUGAAAGAUUAUACUGACUUUGCUGCAUUAAUAUAGUCCAUUAUAAAUACCAAAAUAAGGUGACAGAAAUUGAUUUAGCUCUCUGGUCAAAGAAAAAGAUUGUUAGUGCCUUAAAAACCAGUGUCUGAUUUUUGAAACCACCAGAUAUUUAGCUACUAAGAAGUUAUAAUACUAAGAAUUUAUUUGGUAUUUUGGAAAAACACCUCUGAAAUACCCAAGUGAAAUAAAGGAGAAAUGUCAGUAUUAAAAGUUUAUCCAUGUGUAGCUGACCAUAAGUUCCCUGCAGCAAAUUAAUUUAUUCUAUCCAUGUUGCUUCCAUCUACAGGAGUCAUGUACAUGGGAAAUGCAAAGUCACUUUAUUCAGGCAGCUAUCAGCACAGUGGAUAGAACACUGGGUCUCGAAUUAAACCCAAGUUGGAGUUUUCUCUCAGACAUUUAUCUAACUCUAUGACCCUUGGCAAGUCUGUUUGCCUCACUUUCCUCAACUGUAAAAUAGGGAUGAUGAAGUACUAUUUCACAGGGUUUUGAGCAUCAAAUGAAAUAGGAUUUGUAAAAAAUGCUUAGCACCAUGCCUGGUGCAUAGUUGGCACUGUAAUGAAUGUGUAUUCUUUUCCAUUCCCUUUCCCAUUCUACUAUUAGCCAGAAGAAAAAUGAAAGGGUCCUGAAAUGUUGCAGUGAUACAUGUUAAAACCAGAGAGAAAUUGCUUGGAUUAUCCACACCACCAUCACCUUCCAUUUGUUCAGACAAUUGUGAAUUAAUGGUCUUUUUCAAAACUUUGAUGGAUCACCUUAAAAGCUAAGUCGUUUUUUCUUGCUCCCAAGCUGUGUGAUUUAAUUCUGCACAUUCUAUUUUGCACACUUGACAAAGGAGAGAAUGCCUUUGAUCUGAAUUCAGUCAUAUGAACUUGGUUUCUCUCAAAAAAAAACUUUGUGAUUUAGACAUGUAAACAACUCACAGUCUCUAUCCUUAGACUUUUUACUGUAAUAUAAUACUAGAACUAUAUAGAACAUGGAUGCUUUUUUGGCAUUUGGCUUCUUGUAUUUGUGUGAGAUGCAGUCAUUUUUCCAAAAGUUUGAAAACACUUAUGGACUAUUACGUCGGUGUUAUCUGUAUUUGGCUUUUGUUUGUUGUAAAGUCACUGUUCUCUAUAACAGAUUUUGCGGGUUAUUUUUGGUUUUGUUGUUUCUUGUUCAACUACUUGUAAAAAUAAGUGUUUCAAAAUAGUUAUAUUAUGGGUUUUAUUCUACUUUUGCUGAUGUAGUUAAUUCGCCACUAUCAGAAAGCAAGGAAUGGCUGGUUCACCAUUAAUGUGUAUGCAUAAUUGUUUCAACUUAAUUUUUUGGUCAUUGGAUUUAUAGACCUAAGUUUAUUCUUUCUAUUGUUAAUGAUUCAGAGCAGGGGUGUCAAACUCAUAGAAAUGGGGUGCACUAUCUGUACCGAAAAAUCCUUAUAAGUCGCAUAUUGCCUUAGUUUAAAAUGUAUUGUUAUCUAUUUUUAUUGUAUUUACAUUGUUAAAUAUUUCUCAAUUACAUUUUAAAUCUGAUUGAUCCCACACUGUGCCAUAUGUUUGACACUUCUCAUUUUUAGAGUAUGGUGCUAAUAAGUUGAAUGAAAUUUAAGAAUUUAUAGCUGGAAGCAACUUCAGAAAGCAUAGGUUAAGUGGCUUGUCCAAACUCAUGUGGCUAGUUAGUGACAAAACUUAAUGGGUUUGGUUAUCAUUCAGGCCAAUUAAUUUCUCACAGAAAAAUAGCUCAUAGUCACAGACUGUCCAAUGUGUAAUCCAUAAUUUAAGGCAGGACCUUAGCUUAAAUUUUUAUUUUCUUUUUUCCCAUCUUUUACUCAGUUCAACAUUUUGUACCUAUAAACCUCUCAAUAAAUGUGUGAUGGUGGAUGAAGUAUAGUUAGCUCAGUACACACAUGCUAAGAGGUAUAUUUUGGAAUCUUUUUUCAGUGAUAGAAUAGUGUCUUUCUUAAUAAAUAUUUGACUGUUGACUACCCUUCUUAAUAUGCUCUUCUCCCAUAGCUUCCCAUUACUCUUUCUGGUUCUCUUUCUUUCAUGGUUUUUUGUUUGUUAGGGGUUUUUUGCAGGUUCCUUGUCUUAAUCUGGCCCUACUCUCUAUAGUCAUCUCUCUAUGCUUUCUCUUGAUCUCAUCCAUGCCCAGCACUUCAAAUGAUCAUCAUCUAUCAUGUGAUUGCCAAAUAUCUGCCCUCAGCUCCAGUUUCAUUUUUUCACUUGGAUGAGUCUACCUUAAAGACUUGGUCCAAAGCUAAUUAAUUCAUCUGUUUCUUCUCCAAACCUGCCUCUCCCCUGGCUUCUCAAUAUCUUUCAAUAUCACCACCAUCUUCUACAUUAUCCAGAUUCUCAACCCCAGAAUCAUCUUUGAGUUAACUUCCCCUUCACCCACAUAUCUAGUCAGUUGCCAAGUCUUUUCAAUCUUAUUUAAAAUUUCCUAUUCUGUCAACCUUUUACUCAAAAACUUUCCUUAUUUUCCCAUUGCUUGCAAAAUAAUGCAUAUACUCCUGAUUCCAGCAUCCAAAGAUUUUCACAGUCUGAAUCCAAUCUAUAUUUCUAGUACUUCUCAUUACUCCCAUUCAUGUACAUGGAUCUAUUCUUUCCCUAUAACUCUCUUCCUCCAGCAGUCAAAGCUGAAAGAGAGUUACAUAUUUCUCCACAAAUUUCUCAGUAUUUUUCUUGAACCUCUCCUUUAUUUCUUUUUUUUUUCCUUUAUUUCUCUAAUCAUUUUUUAUCAUGGUUUGUGUUUGUUGUGUUCUCAUUGUCCCCUUUCCCUUUUAGAUUGAUUGUAAGGCCUGUAUCAUAUCUUCAUAGAUCCAAAUACUUAUUUAAUCCAAUUCAGUUGAAUUGAAAAAAAAAUACAAGAAAGUGAUAGGUUUCAAGGCAGAAAUUAUUAAUCAGGUUGUUGAUGCUUUAUAAAAUGAACCAUUAUUUUUAAUUUAAAAGUCAACUUUUCCUUUUAUAAUUUUUAAUGCACCAUCCUUCAUAUAUUUUUUUUAAAAAAACUAAUGGCCUACUAGCAGACCUUGCAAGUUAUAUAAUUUGUCCAGUAGUAAUGAUUAAUUUCUCUGUGAAGUUAACUAUCCCUCAUUUGGAUUGAGUUUGCCACUUUGGUCUUAGCCUUGUCCUAUAACUACUUGACUCUGAAUGACAGUUUUAGUUAAUGAAUACUGUGCUCCUCCAAGUGGGAGCUAUAUAUUUUAUCCAAAUCUAGCUUAUAUAAAAUUUGAAUACAUUCUACACUUGUUUUGCUUCUUUUUCAGUAUUUUCAAAGAUAUUUUUCAUUUCCAAGCUCUCUGUCAAAAGAGUCAUUACUACCAUUGGCCAAUUAAUUAACCUUUAGAACAUUCCAGUUUUGAUAUUCACUUUGCUAGCUAUACACAUAUCAUUUCCACUCAAUAUAUCAACUGUGUUUUCUUUCCAUCUGUGUACGCCCUCAGCAGCACAAAACUAAACUAGCAUUCUAGUCACAACUAUUAAUUCCUCAUUUUGUGUUGGAGCAGUACAAUGAAAUUUAAGUAAUUCCAUUAUAGUUGGUGUAUGAUUUGGAUAGUAGUUCUUUACCUUAAUGAUCCUUAUUCUCUACAUUUUGAUAAUGUAUAUGUAUGUGCCAUAUUCUAAAGAAACUUGUGAAAUUCCAGGUAUGUGAGUAGCUUAAAACUUUUAGUAAUGUUACCUGCGUUUACUAUACCUUAAGUUGUCAGAAUAAUACAAUUUGUAAAGAUUUCCAGUAACCUGGGUAGAAGGUUAUUUUCAGGUUGUGAAUGAUUGUAAAUGCAUAUUUUGUUAAUAAAAUAUUUUUUCAUAGAUAA
Dromiciops gliroides (monito del monte) is the source of this 7867-nucleotide messenger RNA. It is a transcript of the gene ZC3H15, whose product is annotated as zinc finger CCCH-type containing 15. Bases 149 to 1429 code for a protein of 426 amino acids. Gene Ontology annotation, cellular component: cytosol. NCBI's taxonomy places the organism in Eukaryota, Metazoa, Chordata, Mammalia, Microbiotheria, Microbiotheriidae. The record is from RefSeq and is a predicted model, not a curated record. Gene Ontology annotation, molecular function: mRNA binding; metal ion binding. The transcript is spliced from 10 exons. Gene Ontology annotation, biological process: cytoplasmic translation.